Molecule: messenger RNA, 3505 nt
Organism: Centropristis striata (black sea bass)
Lineage: Eukaryota; Metazoa; Chordata; Actinopteri; Perciformes; Serranidae
Gene: basp1
Product: brain abundant, membrane attached signal protein 1
Exons: 2
Coding region: 202-852 (216 amino acids)
Source: RefSeq, a predicted model, not a curated record
UCCGCACACGCGCGUGCGUGUACGUAUGGAUGCGCGUGCGCGCAGGCGGAGGAUCGCCGAGCCGAGCCGUACCGUGCAGCAGGCACAAGCCGCUAGGCGCGCAGGAGAAGCCGCAAAAAAUUACAGCAGCCGUUACUUGAACCUGCGAGGAGAGCAGAGGGAGCGUCGGAACUUCAGUGUGCACGAAGCCAGAGAUCCAAAAUGGGAGGCAAGCUCAGCAAAAAGAAGAAGGGAUACAACGUAAAUGAUGACAAGGCCAAAGACAAGGAUGCCAAAGCAGAGGGGGCCUCUGCCGAGGAGAGCGAAGCACCGAAAGACAACAAAGACGAGGCGCCUGCUGCCACCGACACCAAGGAGGUAGCGAAUGACACGGCGGCCAAGGAGGCGCCGGCAGCCGACGCUGCAGCGCCUAAAGAGGAGGAAAAGAAUGCAACUCCCGCCGCAAAGGAACCCGAGAAACCUGCCGCCAACGCUGAGCCGAAAACAGAGGUAGCUAAGAGCGCUGAGCCCGCCAAGGCCGAAGAGAAACCAGCUCCCCCCGCCCCGGCCAAAGAGUCGGCCCCUGCCGCCAAGGAGCCCGAGGCCAAGGCCGCAGCACCUGCCCCGGCAGCCGAGAGUAAAGAUGAGGCCGACGCCAAAAAGACUGAGGCCCCCGCGGCACCAGCAGCCAAAGCCGAGGCGGUCCCCGCUGCCUCCCCUGACCCCAAGCCCACAGAGGCAGCGGCCCCCGCGCCAGCAAAAGAGGCCGCUGCCGCAGCCCCUAGUUCAACACCAGCCGCCGAGCCUCCCGCCAAGGAGGCGAACGCCACAGAGGCACCAAGCAAGGAUCAAACCGUAGCAGUUCAAGAUUAAUGGACAGCUUCUUUUCGGAAAUGAAAAAAAAGAAAGUACCUAACUCAACGACGAUGAAGAUUAAAAAAAAUGAAAAUGAAAUUAACUAGCCCACCCAUAUUAUGAUAAUAACAAUAGUAAUAAUAAUUGUAAUGAUAAUGAUUUGUUGAUUGAGGAGGACUGGAGCAACCACCUGGAGAAGUUUCCCACCGCUGCAGAUGAUUAUUGCUAUUAUUAUUGUUAUAUUUUAUUCUAUUUUUUUCUGCUGUAGUAUUUGAACUUUGAUACGAGUCUUUGUCGGCCAUACGCCUCGCCAUCCCACCUCCAUCUUCCUCCUCUCCUUCAUACGUCAAGACAUUAAACCUGACUCCAUCUCAGCUCUCAGCAGGCCUGCACUCAAACACUCACCUGCAGCCUCCGCUCUGAGGAUCGCACUGGAUCAAAAUUUGGGAGACGUGGGACUGAGGGAAGGAGGGGUUUGAGAAAUCACUUUACCAGCUGGACUUCCACUGAAUCUGUCCACUCUUCAGCUCUCCCUCUUCCUCUCAUCCUCCUCUUCAGAGUUGUGGUCAUGUCCUUUUUCCAACCCAUCCUCCCCCCGCCACAGCUUUUUGGUAUUGUUGAGUUGUGUUGCUACCCAUUUCCCUCCUGGGGUCAUACGCCACUCUCUCUACAUGGCAAUACCUGAUUAAAAACACAAGUUUAAAUCCAUUUUGAGGACUGAGAACACUCAGACUUUCUAAGACAUUUCGGAGGUUGAAAAAGGGCCGACUUUGCAGAGCAAAACACAUUCUUAGACGUAUAAAACAGUCGUAGGAAUUUUUCAGAUAAACUUCUAGAUUUUGUACUGAAACCCUUAGGUAUAUUGUACUGUAAGUGAACUAAGUGGUUUUUUAACAUUUGUAAUACACUUAUAAAAUCUGCAAAGCCUCACUGAAAAGAUCUCCCCAGUGUUCUUAGAAAGCCUGAUGGAAAUCUCUGAUGAACCCCCCUUUCAAAUCUGAUGACAAAUUAUUACAUCUGCUGCUGACCUGGGUGAGAUAAACUUUACAAUCACGUCCGAGAGUUAGUUCGAUCCCACUUAGAUACCAAGGUGGUGACGUUUACUGCAUCAGGAGUUCAAAUCUUCUCUGUGAUUGUCUUCAGUUUCUGGAAAAAUAACUCAAAUCCUCCCAUUAUUUAAAUAAAAGUAGACAUACUUUGAUAUACAGUAAGUAAAAGUUUCCACAUUCUACUUAAUAUACAAAAUAUACUUAAAAAUAAAAGUGUAUUGUUAAAGUAUAUUUAUACAGUGGACAGUGAUGGAAAGUGUUAUUGCUUUUUUAAAGAAAAUCACAAAAGGACAAGAACCCCUCACCCCACCACCACCACAAAAUGCACAUUUCUGAGAUUGAGGAAGAAAUAUAAUUAUGGGUAAAGUAUUUUAAUUAAACACCUCAACCAGUAGAUCCAUUUAAAAUUGGUAUAUAGAAUAAAUAUUUGAUGAUUUUAGGAGAAACAUCAGUGAAGCUGUGCGUCCUUUGGAGCAAACCUCACCAGUUUGGUACCUGAGCAGGUGAAAGACGAGACGUUGGGUCGAUCUGGACGAUCCGAGUCAUCUGCAACCUAUUUAAUCUACGAUGGUCCACGAUCCUUUGGCAGCCGCAUGCCAUGCUAUCAUUAUGGGAUGGAAAAGCCUUGCACAUGAAAAGGGAGCUUCUGAUUUUCUCAUUUUCAUCCUUCAUGCAUUUUCCUUUUCCUUUUACAGAAAUAUAUAUAUUACGUAUGCAAACGUGUAUGCAGCGGUGGAAGAAAAGUUACUCCUGUUACUCUGAGUAAACACAGUAUUAAUGUGGAGAAAUCUCCAUGUAUGUGUCAUUUUAGUUAAAAAGUAUCAGAAGUAAAACUACUGAUAGUGACAAAGAAAGUUUUUAGGAUUGUCGAACUUCAGACUCGGCAGAAAGGAAGGAAGCUUUUACCUGAGCUUUAAAAAAAAAGGAAAGAGGAAAAAGAAAGAGGAGAAGAAGGAAGGAAAAGACAAGAAAUAUCUGAUUUAAUGGAAUUCUAUAUUCUCCAAAUAAGUUGUCAGGUAUAUAAAGUGCAGUAAAUAUUGCAAAACUUUCCCUCUGAUGUGUAGUACACUACUUAUUUUUGGAGUUUAAAACAAUCCACUGGUUUACCAGCACCUCAGAAUUGUCCCCAGCGUCAGUACUUGAGUUAACAUGUUUUUCCUAAUUUCCACCUUUGCAUAUAUGUAGAUAUAUAUAUGUAUAUAUUUGUUCAUCUCAGCCAUCCAUCGGCCAACUUUUCAGUUCCAUCAAGUGACACGCAGCGUGUUCCUCGCAGCACUCGUCAAACUGUAGCAGAAACAAACACUCGAGGAGCGCUGUGGGUCACUCGCCUCUGUUUUUCUUCCUCCCUUGACUCAGUAAAUUGCAUGUCCGUGGUUGGGUGAACCUGUAGUCCUGUCUUUUUGGUCAAGUGGAAAAAAAAAAUUAAUUUCUCAGUCUGCAUCCAUGGCAACUACAGUUGAUAUUUUCAUCCCAUGUCUCACCACUUACUGCUAUUUCAACACCACACGUUCAUCCAAAAACAAAAACAAAAAGAUGAUAUGGUAAUUGAUGCAUUCAAAAUUAUAUGUACUUGUAUAAAUGGUGCAACAGUAAUAAAAUGUAAGAAAUUGACUGAAACUCGA